AUGCCGCAGUGCCAGACCUGGGAGGAGUUCAGCCGCGCGCCCGGCGAGAAGCCCUACCUCGCCGACCCUAUGAAGGCACGUGUGGUUCUCAAAUACAGGCAUUCUGAUGGGAGUUUGUGUAUUAAAGUAACAGAUGAUUUAGUUGGUUUGGUGUCUAGAACAGACCAAGCGCAAGAUGUAAAGAAGAUCGAGAAGUCCCACAGUCAACUAAUGCGACUGAUGGUAGCCAAGGAAGCUCGCGGUGUUGCCAUGGAAACGGACUGAAGGGUUGGAAUGAAGACUGUCCUGUUGUCAGGAAGUACAUGCCUUUUGAAUUUGAGACAGUAUUGGGACGGAAAAUACUUUAUGUAACUAA
Molecule: messenger RNA, 355 nt
Organism: Cynocephalus volans (Philippine flying lemur)
Lineage: Eukaryota; Metazoa; Chordata; Mammalia; Dermoptera; Cynocephalidae
Product: signal recognition particle 9 kDa protein-like
Exons: 1
Coding region: 1-264 (87 amino acids)
Biological process (GO): negative regulation of translational elongation; SRP-dependent cotranslational protein targeting to membrane
Cellular component (GO): signal recognition particle, endoplasmic reticulum targeting
Molecular function (GO): 7S RNA binding
Source: RefSeq, a predicted model, not a curated record